AUGGAGGGUGAUCACGGGUUCCUUUCGCUCCCUACAAUUGCACCGCUAGUAGAUGAUGAGGAGUCUGAGAGGGUGGAUGAAAUUCUAAAUUGGGAUGUCGGCGGAGAUGAGCUUCUGUCGUUGCUCCAAGUCCCCGAGCACCACGAACAACCCCAGGAGAAGUGA
Coprinopsis cinerea okayama7#130 is the source of this 165-nucleotide messenger RNA. RefSeq lists its product as hypothetical. The transcript is spliced from 3 exons. The record is from RefSeq and is a predicted model, not a curated record. The coding region runs from base 1 to 165 and encodes 54 amino acids. Lineage: Eukaryota; Fungi; Basidiomycota; Agaricomycetes; Agaricales; Psathyrellaceae.